Oreochromis niloticus (Nile tilapia) is the source of this 890-nucleotide messenger RNA. RefSeq lists its product as uncharacterized. NCBI's taxonomy places the organism in Eukaryota, Metazoa, Chordata, Actinopteri, Cichliformes, Cichlidae. The transcript has 7 exons. The record is from RefSeq and is a predicted model, not a curated record. The coding region runs from base 137 to 790 and encodes 217 amino acids.
ACCGGUGUUUGAGUCACAUCAUGAAGAACGCAAAGGAUCUUUGCAAAAAGAGGUAUUUGUGCCAGAGUCUACUACAGAAACACUACAAAUUUGGCACGUUUUUGGAUUACUGGCCUGUUCUUCAAACUUGAAAGACAUGGAUGGCAUCAUUAUAAGUGCAACAGUUGUUUUCAAAAGUCCAUGCAGUGGACCAGAAGUGAACAAACACCUGCAGAACCUCAAACUGCUGAUCGAUCAGACGGGGAAUGUGGAUGCUGAAGAAACAGACAUCCUUCCAGAGGAUUAUAAGACGGCAAUAGUUCACUCAUCACUUAAACAGCACUUUGCCGAAGUAAUUGCCAGUGCCCACCUUGAUGUGACUGGACCACCGAAUGUGUACUAUGCACCAGCAUUCAUUUCAAGUAUUUCAAAGUACUUUCUACCACAUGCUACCUUGUGGUCAGGAAUGCUGCUUGGAGACCUUGGACGGCAUGGGAAAGGCUCAGCGUAUGGCUUUCUCAGUAAACGGUACAAUCAUGUGUCGCAGUUGAAGAAGCAGAACUACACUGAAGACAAUCGAACGCAAGGGAUCAUGGAAAAAAGUCACUGGGACCUGAAAAGGAUUCGCUUUGAACGAAGGCGUCUCGCUAGCCUAGAUGACUUUGUGCAGAUAUAUCAGAGGAAACAUGAUGCUCUUCUCCGAGAAUAUGGCCAUGGAGGCAAAAAAAGGAGGAAGUAUACUUUUCAGUCUUACCGAGUGGAGACCGAGAAGUGGAAGAAAAAAGUAGAAAACGAAAAGGCUUCUAUGUAACUGCUCUGAUGGGAAAACGAGUCAAACAGGAUCAUCAAGAAGAACCACCACACUCAGAUGUGCCCACAGAGCCGACUGAAGCUGUCACUACACAGGUUUG